Colletotrichum truncatum is the source of this 972-nucleotide messenger RNA. Its product is annotated as g u mismatch-specific uracil dna glycosylase. Gene Ontology annotation, biological process: base-excision repair, AP site formation. NCBI's taxonomy places the organism in Eukaryota, Fungi, Ascomycota, Sordariomycetes, Glomerellales, Glomerellaceae. Gene Ontology annotation, molecular function: uracil DNA N-glycosylase activity; pyrimidine-specific mismatch base pair DNA N-glycosylase activity. The record is from RefSeq and is a predicted model, not a curated record.
AUGGAAUCUCCCUUUUUCGACGGCGCAGAGCCGCAACUCCGCAAAACCGCAAGCUUUCAAGGACGUCUGCAUCUGCAGGAAUUCAUGUUCAAACCCACAUCCUCAGAGGCGUCACCGACCUCACAAACACCGUCUCCGUUGCCACUCCGGCGCAGCCCCCGAAAGUUAACCCCACUCGGUCCUCUCGCUUCUCCGGACCGAGUCACCAAGACACGCAGCACCACCGCGGCGAAACCCAACACAUCCCUGAAACUGUCAGCGUCUGCGUCACCAUCCGGCGAUGAUUCAGCCACUGGCUCAAAGAACAAGUCAAAACCGAAACGCAAACGCCAAGCAUCGGGCUACGCUCCUCCUUCAACCUACGCCCACCUUCCUCCUUUGCAAGACAUCCUUGCCCCGAACCUCCUGAUUCUCUUUGUCGGACUUAACCCGGGGCUGCAAACUGCGCGUGCUGGCCACGCCUACGCACACCCUUCCAACCUCUUUUGGAAGCUGCUCUACUCGUCAGGAAUCACCACCCGCCUGUGCUCUCCGACGGAAGACCGCGAGCUACCACGGCUGUAUGCUCUUGGGAACACUAACAUCGUCUCCCGGCCCAGCCGUAACGGCUCGGAACUAAGCAAGGCAGAGAUGGAUGACGGCGUUGAGAUUCUCGAGGAAAAGGUGAGGGGUUGUCGGCCUGAGACCGUUUGCAUCGUUGGUAAGAGUAUCUGGGAGAGUAUCUGGCGAGUGAGACAUGGGAGGGCGAUCAAGAAAGAAGAGUUCCGAUAUGGGUGGCAGGACGAGGAAGAGAAUAUGGGGGUUAUCAAAGUAGCUAACGGGGAAGAAGGAUGGGCUGGUGCUAAAGUGUUUGUUGCUACGAGCACAAGCGGGCUCGCUGCCACACUCCGCCCCGCGGAGAAGGAGAAGAUUUGGCGUGAGCUGGGAGAGUGGUGUGAAAUGCGUAGAGUCGAGAGGAACGUCACCGUGUAG